AUCAAUGAAUCUCCAUCAGUCGCGUUUCAUUUACGGCUUAGAACGGUACGAAAUUUAGAAUAGUAAAGAAAAUAUUUUUAGGAAAAGUUUAAAACAUUUUUUGACGAAAAUGUUUCAUAAACUUUUGUUGCGCGUGUGCUUAACGCUACUAAUCGCGGAGCUAUCGCUGGUUAAGAUAGCAAAGACGGACACAGCGGUAGCAGCUGCAACAACAAGAGCUAUACCCGUACCAGCGACAACAAUUGCUACUGUAGAGUUGCAUAGUGGCCUUACAACCGAAUCACCUACAAAUCCCAACACUGCCACAAGCCAAUCCAGCGUUGACAGUAAUACCACAAGCGCCAGCAGCACUUACACAACCAACAACAAUACGCCAAAUGCGCCUAUAAACGCCACAGCCACAGCUGACGACAUAUCCAGCGACGUCUAUUGCAUGCCAACACUUUGUGAGCUCUACAAUGGCAGCCAUGUGUUGCAAGUGCCGCACAUUGGUUGCAAUAACGAUGGCGCUUUUGCGCCCGCUUGUGGCGCCGAACCGCAUUUGUUGUAUAUGAGCCAACGGCGGCGCCAGUUUAUUUUGGAUAUGCAUAAUCUCGCCCGUGAGCGUAUUGCCUCUGGCCAGCUGGAGGGCUAUCGCGCCGCCGCGCACAUGCCAAUGCUCAAGUGGGACGAUGAACUUGAAUAUAUGGCCUCGUUGCAUGUGAAACGCUGUCAAUUUGCACACGAUCAGUGUCGCAAUACGCCGCGUUAUCAGUUUAGCGGUCAGAAUAUUGGUUACUUUUGGAUCGGCCGUGAAUUUAAAUCGCAUGCGAAGCGUUUUAAAUCGUUUAUUUUGGAUUGGUUUCGGGAGUAUCGACUUGCCAAUCAAUCUUUCAUUGAUCAGUACAGACCACAUCCGGAAGGCAAAAAAAUCGGUCAUUUCACCAUGCUGGUAGCUGAUCGUGCUCAUCGCGUGGGCUGUGCCGCUAUACGUUAUCGCGAUCCCAGUGAUAUUAACUUUAUGAAAUUGCUGAUGACAUGCAACUAUGACUAUACAAAUAUACUAGGAGAACCCGUCUAUCAAAGUGGUCUUGCGGCGAGCAAGUGCAUUUAUAAGAUAAGCGAGAAAUAUCCUUCGCUGUGUGACUGGAAGGAUGCGGUUUACGAUUAUAGCAGUGAGGAGAGUGUGGAGGAGGAUAAUGGAAAUGAGCUAGAUAGCAAUUUCAUAAAUUAAAUUUAAGUAUUUAUUAUUUUUACUUAUUUUGUACAUACAAUCAUCUUUAAGUUAUAAUUAAUUGAAUUUAUAGUUUUAAAUAUAAUGUUAUAAUGAAUUAGCUUCACUUUUGUUUGCUUACUUUUGUUGUAAAUAGUAGUCUAUGCAAUAUGCAAAAGUUGUUUCGAAAUGCAUUUGAGUGUUGCCAUCAAUCUUAUCCACCUUUAAAGUAUCCUAUCAUCCUGAAUUCAUGCGUUUGUUAUAUGUAUAUCAGAAGUAAGUUGGACAACUAACGUCGAGGAUUCAAUUAUGCGAAGACUUCUCGACUCUCACCACCAUCUCAUACAGUGAAGAUUAGUUAUAUGUAUUUUAAUAAUAAUGUCUUGUCUUGAAAGUUGUGAGUAAGGUUUUCGUCGACUUACCAAAAAUAUUGAGAUUUUGUAAGUAUAAUUUUGUAGCUCCUGUAUUCCAUCCCGAGAAAUAUUGUGAAUAUAGAUUUACUUAUGUAGACCAAUAA
Bactrocera dorsalis (oriental fruit fly) is the source of this 1709-nucleotide messenger RNA. RefSeq names its product antigen 5 like allergen Cul n 1. The transcript has 2 exons. The record is from RefSeq and is a predicted model, not a curated record. Lineage: Eukaryota; Metazoa; Arthropoda; Insecta; Diptera; Tephritidae. Bases 110 to 1213 code for a protein of 367 amino acids.